AUGUCGACCGGAAACGGAAAAUGGACCAAUCAUAAGGGAAAAAAUCGAAGUUUUACAGACCCCGAAGAUUUGGAAGAAGAAAGACGCAGAGAAGAAGAGGAAAAAGCCAAAGGUCGUAGAAAUAAAGAAGAUGAUUCAUCUGAGGAAGAUAAACCGAGUAAAGAUAGAGUAGGUAGUUCUGAUUCUGACUCAGAAACUGAAUCCGAUGUCGAAGUUGAAUCGAAAGGAAAAGGAGUGGAGAAAUUAAUAGAAAUAUCUAAUCCAAAUCGAGUACAAAAAAAAACUAAAAAACUAUCUACUUUAAAUGAAACCUUAGCUGCCUCAGCUUCAAAACCUGAAUUAUCGAGAAAAGAAAAAGAACAGAUAGAAAAACAAGCUGCAUAUGCUAAAUAUCAAAAAUUACAUGCAGAAGGUAAAACCGAGCAAGCAAGAGCUGAUUUAGCUAGACUUGCAAUAAUUAAAGCUCAAAGAGAAGAAGCUGCUAAUAAAAGAAAAUUAGAAAAACUUCAAAAAGAAGAGCAAAUGAAAUCGAAACAAGAGGCCAUAGGGAAAGCAUUGGGUAAAAAAGUUUAA
This is a messenger RNA of Pediculus humanus corporis (human body louse), 573 nucleotides long. Its product is annotated as 28 kDa heat- and acid-stable phosphoprotein, putative. NCBI's taxonomy places the organism in Eukaryota, Metazoa, Arthropoda, Insecta, Psocodea, Pediculidae. The transcript is spliced from 5 exons. The record is from RefSeq and is a predicted model, not a curated record. Gene Ontology annotation, molecular function: RNA binding. Bases 1 to 573 code for a protein of 190 amino acids. Gene Ontology annotation, cellular component: cytosol.